UGAAAAAGGUCCAAGAUGCUUUAAAAAAAACAAAAACAAAAACAAAAACUGGUCUCCUCUUUUACACCAAACAAACAGUCAAACGAGAGCCAUCAUCCCAAUUACCAAUCCUAGUCUUUGCUUCCACAUCUCCCCUAUACAAAACAAAGGAUUGAGGACAUUUACAUGAUUCCCCAAUCCAAAACUCUGAGGCAAUGUUCAUAUACUAGGGUAUAAGCAAUCUUUUUUCCCCACUGUUCGCAUCUUCACCAUGGCCAUGAAACAUCAUUUUGUGCUUCUGUUCUUAAUUUCUCAGCUUCAUCUUUCUUUCUCAGCUUCGGACCAGGUCAAUACUCUGGAGUCAGUUCCUGAUCUUGAGCAGUCAAUGUAUUUGACAGUUAAUGGAUAUCCCUGUGUCCGGUUGCUGAACCUUUCUGGUGAAAUUGGUUGUGCUAACCCUGGCCGUGAAAAAGUUGUUGCUCCAGUGCUGAGAUACAAGAACAUUGAGCACAUUGAUCAAUCAUCUUCGAUUUUGAUCCAGCUAGAUGAUAUGAUGGAUUUAAUGAGAAGGCUAUCAAAUGAUACAGGAUUAGCGAGGAAAGUAGCUGGUGUUUUGGUUGAAUCUAGCACCAAACUCCAAAAUGAGUCAAAAGGAUUUUCACCUGUUGAAAAAUUUUCACAGGCUGAAUUUUCUCCAUACCAGAAGCUCAAUUAUGAAUGGAACCCUCUUGGAUCCAGUAUCAUGUGGAAUAGCUACAACUUUCCCAUUUUCUUACUGGAUGAGGAUAGCACGGCUGUCCUGCAGAAGAUUGCUGACAAGAAUGAGAAGAACAAGCAAGCAUAUAAAGUAGAUGUGGCUGAGUUCAAUCUUGUAAUGCAGACGACGAAGUCAGGAACUCAUGAUUCAGAAUCUUGUUUGAAACAACAGUCUUGUCUGCCCUUAGGUGGAUACAGUGUGAUGUCUUCACUUCCACCGAUUGAUGUUUCCUCUACACAAAAGCCCAAAUCCAUAGUACUGGCAAUGGCAUCAAUAGAUUCUGCAUCUUUUUUCCGUGAUAAAAGUCCUGGCGCAGAUUCCCCUUUAUCUGGAAUGAUUUCGUUGGUAGCCGCAGUUGAUGCUCUUUCUCAUCUUGGUGACUUGGAUGAGCUUAACAAACAGCUUGUUUUUCUGUUCUUCACUGGUGAAGCCUGGGGUUACCUAGGUAGCCGGAGAUUUCUUGCUGAAUUGGAUAUGGGAACAGAUGCUGUUCAUGGUCUUAACAGCUCACUGAUUGAGAUGGUUUUGGAAAUUGGAUCUGUAGGUAAAGGAUUCAGUCAAGGGGUCAGCUCAUUUUUUACACAUGCAUCCAGGGAUUUACCAGCAACAAAGAAAACACUGGAUGCCUUUCGUCAUGCUCAUAAUUCGCUAAGAUCAGAUAGCAUCAAUAUCUCAAUGGCUAGUAGUUCAAAUCCUGGGAUACCUCCAUCAUCACUAAUGGCAUUUAUGAGAAAGAACCCUUUGACUUCAGGAGUCGUCUUGGAAGACUUCGAUUCUGCAUUUAGCAACAAGUUUUAUCACGGCCAAUUAGAUGAUUUAUCAAAUAUCGACUCCAAGUCCUUAGUUGCCGCUGCUUCACUAGUUGCUCGCACCCUUUACAUUCUCGCCAGUGAUGGCAAGAUAUUGAAUACGACAAAACUGAUUUCGAUCAACGUGAAUUCUUCUCUUGUAGACGAACUGUUGGGAUGUUUAUUGACAUGUGAACCAGGUCUUUCUUGUGCACUGGUGAAGGGUUAUAUUACACCCACCAGUACAUGUCCUAACCAUUAUGUUGGUGUUAUUUUGGGUCCACCUUUGUCAACUCCAUAUGUCGAGGAUUUGCGCGAUACAUCUCGAUUUUUGUGGAAUUUUCUCGCCGAGAAAACCUCUAAACCGAGGAAAGAAAACAGUACUAUCUGCUCAAAAGAUUGCAGCAGUAAAGGUGGAGUUUGUAUUAGGGCAGAAACAGAUGGAAAGGGCACUUGUGUUUUGUCUACAACCAGGUAUAUACCAGCAUACUCGACUCGUUUGAAAUUUGAUACUGGAAUAUGGAACUUGCUACCUGCAAAUGCAUCUGAUGUUAUGGGGAUGGUGGACCCUGUCUGGACGGAGAGCUUUUGGAGUGAGAUUGGGCUUCGAGCUUACACAGUCCAGAAUGCAGCUUACGACCGCUUCGUCCUUCUUGGAGGAAUAAGUGUUACGGUUUUGGCUUACUUAGCAAUGAUAGUGACAAAAGCUAUCGUGACUAAAGCCCUAAAACGGGAUUGAUGGGAAGCGGAGUAUCCGUGAACUGCCGAUUUGUAUAUACAUCUUAUUAACCAACCUAAUGAAAAGGAAAUUGCAGAACAGUUGGGAUCAUUUCUGAAAAUCAGAGUAAUGAAAUUAUCCCUGAUUUACAUUCUAGGAACGGUUUUGGGAGACUCAAGUAAUCUGAAACUGAUCUUUGCAGACACCUGAUGACCUUGAGACGGCACAUUUAUUCUUGAUUACAACUGACUUUAAAUAUAAUUUGGCAACAGUGAUUUCGGAAAGUGUUUGAGUGAUUCAAAAUGAAUAUACUUUAUAAUCCAUGGAGAGUUACCCGUUCUCGCCUCUUCCCACUGAAAAUGAAUUGAAAUUGCUCGGGGUAAGAUCUUUUGGAAAGGUGAGUAAGAGAUGAACAUUUAACAAAAGUAUAUUCGUCUCUUUUAACAAAAGUAUAUUUAUGUACUUGCGUCUCUGAACUUUUAUCUCUGGACUUCA
This is a messenger RNA of Papaver somniferum (opium poppy), 2737 nucleotides long. Its product is annotated as nicastrin-like. The record is from RefSeq and is a predicted model, not a curated record. Gene Ontology annotation, cellular component: membrane. NCBI's taxonomy places the organism in Eukaryota, Viridiplantae, Streptophyta, Magnoliopsida, Ranunculales, Papaveraceae. Gene Ontology annotation, biological process: protein processing. The transcript has 16 exons. The coding region runs from base 251 to 2263 and encodes 670 amino acids.